GACUGCUGACUUAAAUGCAACAACGGUGUAUUUCCGGUUGACAAAUCGCUUCUGCCAUACACUUUGCCUUACAUCCCGUGCAGAAAAUAACAAUAAAUGAAUGGAAACCGUUAUUACCAAGUGUCUAAAAAGUACACGAAGUUCUUUGUCAACUUCAAAUUGUGUUGAUCAGCAAUUUAGAAUUGUGUACUGGAGUUUUUCUCACCUGUUUAUUUAACACACCGGGUCUUUAGCCUCGCAGACUAUCAGCAUGGUUGACACUAGUGGCAACCUUUCAGAUUCACCCUAUGACAACAUUCCUCCAACUCAAAUCCAACGACAGCACUUUUAUGCUUUGUAUACUUUCCACUCGACCAGGUCCAAACCACGGAAGUGUCAAGAGAAAAGUGAAGCUGCAGUAGAGGACCAAGAGAAGGGUGAUGAUGACAUUGAAGAACUAAGUCUUUCUAUUGUAGCUACAGAUUUAAAUGCAGGGAUUGAAAUUGAGUUGCGGAAGUGUUUGGUACAGCGUUUAUCGAAAGGUGUUGACUGCAUUGGUAGCGGAAAUGUUGUUAGCUUAACUUCUAGUGAAAAUUCAGAUUUUCCAUCAGUCUGCUAUUAUUGUCUAUGGAAAUCUGAUUCAAAUCCUGCCUGCAAAAGUACACCGGUGCUACCCCCGUCACCAAAAUCUCGGACUACAUCUACUGGAGAUUAUCUAGUGUGUUUCCUGUUUAGUCAAGAAGAUUCACUUGAACACUUUCGUGUUGAUCUUGAUGAUUAUAGUGGAGGUGUUCUACAAUACCUUGAUGCCGAGAUUACCAAAGUGACAGACAAAAACAGCAAGUUGAGUCAGAUUGACACUUGUGUGAAAGACUACCUUGAAGCCUGGCCAGUGAUUGCUAUGGACUAUUUAUGUCGGUGUAUAGAUGUUUUACAUGACAGCAUCCAUCACUUGAUUUAUUGUGCAUUACUUGGAAUACAGCUGGAAAUCAAUGGAGGUUCUGAACAACUGAGGAAAGAUAUACAAAACUUUAUUAGGAGUUGUACACUUGAUGGUAUCAGUAACCUUCAUAGUAGCUGUAAUAUGUCUUCCAGUGGAGACAGCUGGCAGACUUUGGAUGUUCAACCAGUUUUGCAUACAGGUACAUCCACUGCUAACUACCCAGCCAAAGGGGAAAAAGAAAGCAGUAAGACAAUCUGUCUGACUAUUGAUCAAGGAAAAAGUUUCAAAUUUGAACCAGAUGAAAGCUGCAGGUUUUGUAAAGAUUGGGCCGAGAAACUUAUUAACAGUGACCGACACAAUGCAUUGUGUCUCAAAGUAACCAUUGAUUCAUACAAGCUCCAGUGUAUACAGGAUAUAAAUACUUUAAAUAGAUUCCUAAAACUUGCCGAAAAUGACCAUUAUGCUUUAUAUAGGGCUUAUAUGUUUCUCAAAUAUUCUGGCUAUACAAACAUCCUCUUGAAAUACUGCCAGUUGUUAGACUUGAAAUCAGAUGACAAAGAUGCUCUUGCGGUUCUGAAAGAAUUCAUUCAAGAAACUGAGGAAAUGUCUCAAACGAUGUCGUGAAAAAGGGAAAAGAAUGAAAGAAAAAAAAACUGAAAACUCCAAAUCACAUAUUGUAAAUUGAUAUUGAUUCUUGUUUUUAUUUAUUUUUGAUUUUAAAAAAAAAUUUAUUUAUUUAUUGAUGAUGGUUUAUUUCUGUUGUGUUCCAUACUGGUGCCUUUGGAGUAUCGUAAUGGAGUGAUCGAGGGAAGGUAUUGUUAGGUCUUGUUAGCUCAAAGUGAUGAUUCCUUCUUUUUUAAGGUCAUUGUUAAAUUAAUAUUUACUUCAUGUUAACAUUUCAGUCUUAAAUUAUUUUUAUUAUUAUUAUUAUAUUCAGUAAGCUGACGAGCUGGCAGAAUCGUUAGCACUCCAAGCAAAAUGCUUUAAUGGCAUUUCAGCCAUCUGUAUACAUUCUGAGUUCAAAUUCUGCCAAGGUUGACUUUGCCUUUCAUCCUUUUGGGGUCGAUAAAAUAAGUACCAGCUGUGUACUGGGGUCGAUGUAAUCGACUAGCCCCCUCCCCCAAAAUUUCAGGCCUUGUGCCUAUAAUAGAAAGGAUCAUUAUUAUUUUCGGUCUUAAUGAAGCACUUGCUUGUUAACAGCCGACAUUGGUGUGACAGUUUUUAAUUGCCAUAGGCACAACUAUGAUGGCUGUUCCUACAAGGAAGUAGUUUAUCAUGUUUAAGGGAGCAGUUAUUUAAUGAAAGCUUUUCAGUCAAAGUUAAGCAUUUGUAUGCAUGCAUGUUACAUCUAGAGAAAGAAGAGGGUUUAUGUAUGUGUGUGUAUAUGUGAAUAUAUCAAUAUGCGCUUGUUGGGGUAAUAUAUAUGUAUGUAUAAUGACUGAUGAAACACCAGUUCUUGACCAAAUUCUUAUAUUAAGGGUGAUAAAGCUUAUUAUGCAAGUUUUGUUUUUAGGUUCAUCUGGGUUUAUUUUUAAUAUUUUUAUCACAAGAUCAACCAUAUGUUCAUCCCUUUUCCUGCAAUGUAGCAUACAUCAGUAUAUAUACACACACACACACACUCAUUACUUUUGAACAUUUGUCUUAGGAGAUACAUGCAAUAUGUUGUGAUAUUACAAAAUCAUUUAUAUUCAUAUCAAUAUAUAUAUAUAUAGAUAGAUAGAUAGAUAGAUUUAAUAUUUAUAUUAAUGGAAUGUAUAUACCAUGUAGUGUUGAAAUGCAUGUAACUAGAGAAUUAAAUGUAAUACAAUAAAUUCCACUCUUUUGUUUGAUGUGUGUGUAUGCAUAUGUGUUGUGUGUUUGGUGUGUGAAUGAAAACCUUUAAAUCUGAAUUAUGUUGCCAGUUUCAGAAUUUAAGUGAAAUUGUUUGGUCACUAUUUUUAAUCCAAGUCUGAGUUAUUUUCUCCACCUUAAAACUCGGAAGCAUUAGCAUUGCCAUUUGAUCUCUGAAUUACUGAGCAGUUUUUAAUUCACCAUAUUAUUACACUCACUGUUGAAAACCUGAUAGCUGCAUAUAAUGAUAAAGUCUUAUAGCUUCCCAAUUGUAAUGCAAAAAUAAUGUUUAUUUUGUAUUAUGUUGUAUACUUAGUUAUAUUACUUCAGUUAGAAUAUAAUUACUCUUUAUAGGAAACAAGUAGUUACUCCCACUAGAAAACAAAGUAAUAUAAUUGCUUCCUUUAAAAAACAAAUUAGCUUUUAACUUCUUGUUGGCCGUUUUCAGUUUCCUGGUUAGAACUGGUGUUGAUGGUUAUUACAGUUUAUUUUUGUUGUUAAAUGAUUGCCUGGUGCUUUGAUCUUUAAAUUCAAGUGUAAAUGGAUCAGUUUUCGCAAAGAUUCCUUGAUGAUAUUUAAAAGUUGUCUUAAAACAAAACUAUAUAAAUCUGAGCUUCCAAGAAAUGUUGCUGAGUAAAGAUGACUGCUGAAGACAAAGACCAACUGUUAGAUUUCAUGUUUUCUUUUUGUUUUUUUUUUGUUUUUUUGGUUUUAUAUUAACAUGAAUUUUUUCAUUCCCAUGAAAAUUUCCAUUUUCAUAGUUUAAAUAUUGUUUGACAAAAUGUGUAACAGUCAGUGUGACUAAUUCCAUAUUUUUGUCUUUUAAAAAUUUUCUGGGCAUUGCAAAACAUCUAAAUUUCAUGCUGCUUAUUUUAUUGAUGACAACUAUUUUCAGUUAGUGUUGUCUCUAUCUUCUUAGCAAAAUAUUUGUGAUCUUUGGAUUAUGGUUAUUCAGUCCUUCCAUAGAUUAAAUCUCUUUGUGAAUGUAUGUGGGAAGCCCUUUUACUCUUAAUUUGAAGUCUUGAGAAAACAGUCAGUCGACAUGAGAAUUGACAUGAGAAAUUAGAACAAUAAAGUUAUGAAUUCUUAUCUCAGGGAACUGGGUCUAAUUGUUUAGCCAAAAAGUAAAAAUGGAAGUAGGCAUGCUUGCUAACAAAUUAACUCCUUACGAAAAUAGAGAAACCUUUUGGUAAAAUAAUGUCAGUGAAUCUAAUCAUUUUAAUAAAUUCUAUUUUAAAAAUAUGAUUAUCUCUUAGCACUAAGAUCCUCCUAUUCAAUGAACAUCAGGCUACUAGAGUCUUCCAGUCAUCUUUAUCAAGUGUCAGAUCCCAAACAUCAUCUUUUCUAAUCCUGGGACCCUGCAGAGGGGUUUGAUGGUGUUGACUUCUGAUUCUGGUGGUUUUGUAGUGGUGAAUUAUUUUAUGGGAUGGGGUGCCAACCCAUCACCAGUACACCUCCUUUUACCACACGUUGGGACUGGCUUUGGUGGAGUAUAACAAGAGUACUGAAUUCUAUUUAGCAAAUUUGCUCUCCAUAGUUAUUUCAACCACUUUCAAAUUUAUUUUAUAAUUUGGGUAAUGAUUUAUAAAAUACAAAUAAAAUACUUCAAAUUUGUGUGAAGAUGCAUGGCCUAGUGGUUGGGGUGUUGCACUUAGAAUUCUGUGAUCAUAGUUUCAAUUCCCAGAGUGGGUGAUGUGUUGUGUUCUUGAGCAAAACACUUCAUUUCACAUUGCUCCAGUCCACUCAGCUGUAAAUGAGUUCCAUCAAUAGCUGGGAAGUCAACCCUGCAACGGAUUGCUGUCCCAUUCAGUUGGGAGUGUUGUUACCUCAGUCACUUAUCCGCCAAGGAAACUGGAUUAAGUUCCAUCUUAUCAGUCCUGGGGCUCACAACAGACCUAAGUCCUAAGCAUUUUUCUAUUGUUUUUCAGUGGAUUGGAUUGCCUUGCCCAUGUUCAGCCCACUGCAGGACAAGGACCUCAGCAUGUUCUCUCCACCAACCACAGUCUGAUGUGGAGGUCAUGAAUUUGAGUUUCAGAUCACACUGGCCCGAUGUAACUUGGCAGAGGGGUGCAGUUUUUAUACUCAUACCCAGGAGUAGUUAAGUCAAUUACACUGUCCUCACUGCUCAAUUGGUACUUAUAAAUUUUUCAGUAGUGACAUAUAAAACGGCUGAAA
This is a messenger RNA of Octopus sinensis (East Asian common octopus), 4927 nucleotides long. RefSeq names its product protein Njmu-R1. NCBI's taxonomy places the organism in Eukaryota, Metazoa, Mollusca, Cephalopoda, Octopoda, Octopodidae. The record is from RefSeq and is a predicted model, not a curated record. Gene Ontology annotation, cellular component: trans-Golgi network. Bases 251 to 1546 code for a protein of 431 amino acids. The transcript is spliced from 12 exons.